Xyrauchen texanus (razorback sucker) is the source of this 1374-nucleotide messenger RNA. RefSeq lists its product as uncharacterized. Gene Ontology annotation, biological process: DNA integration. Gene Ontology annotation, molecular function: nucleic acid binding. The transcript has a single exon. NCBI's taxonomy places the organism in Eukaryota, Metazoa, Chordata, Actinopteri, Cypriniformes, Catostomidae. Bases 1 to 1374 code for a protein of 457 amino acids. The record is from RefSeq and is a predicted model, not a curated record.
AUGUUGGGGGCAUAUGAGUAUGUCAUUUCUUAUAGAGCUGGCAAGGACAAUGGAAAUGCCGAUGCCCUCAGUCGUCUUCCUGUUCCAGAGAAAGAAUCGAAGGAGGAUUAUGUCUUGAGGUUGGACAGUGUUGUAACUCCUGUGACGACAUCAGAGCAAAUCAAGCAAUGGACAACUCGAGAUCCUGUCCUCUCUAGAGUGCGUGAGUAUGUGUUUAAAGGUUGGCCUGAUCACAGUAAUACAAAUGAAUUUACACCUUAUAAACAGAGACAACAAGAGCUCAGUGUUCAAGACGGGUGUGUGCUGUGGGGAGCUCGCAUCAUCAUUCCAGAGCAAGGACGUUCAGGGUUGCUGGAACAGCUACAUCAGUCUCACCCAGGUAUGUCAAGGAUGAAAGGCCUGGCCAGGAGUUACCUGUGGUGGCCAAAUUUAGAUGCUGACAUUGAGGCCAGAGUAAAAGAUUGUACUGUGUGUCAAGAACAGAGAAAAGCCCCUGUGGGUGCACCACUUCAUCCGUGGGAAUGGCCACGACAGCCAUGGAGAAGAGUGCAUAUGGACUAUACUGGUCCAUUCCUGGGGAAGAUGUAUUUAAUCUUAGUUGAUGCCCAUUCUAAGUGGAUUGAUGCAUAUCCAGUAAAUUCAGCAACAACAGCGAAUACUCUUGAGUGCCUCAGAAAGAGUUUCAGUACCCAUGGCAUUCCUGAAAUGAUGGUGUCUGAUAAUGCUCAGUGUUUUGUAAGUGAAGUGAGUAAAGAAUUUAUGUCUAGAAAUGGCAUAACGCAUGUUACUUCUGCCCCGUAUCAUCCAUCAUCUAAUGGUCUUGCUGAGCGGGCAGUCCAAACUUUUAAGAACCUUAUGAAAAAAAGUUUUGGGAACACUAUGGAGACCAAGUUGCAUAGAGCAUUGUUUAAUUAUCGUAUUACACCCCAGUCUACAACGGGAUUGUCACCUGCAGAAAUGAUGAUGGGAAGGAAAUUGCGAUGCACUCUAGACAAAAUGCAUCCUGACUUCACCAGCCAAAUUGAAUUGAAACAACAAGUUCAAAAAGAGCAACAUGACCAACAUGCAAAAUCUUGCUAUUCUGAAGUAGGAGAUACGGUGUACACUAGGAACUUUGGGUAUGGACCAAAAUGGGUGCAGGGAGUAAUUCAGGAAAUCACAGGACCUGUAUCCUAUAAAGUAGCAAUAGGAAGUGCCCAAAUAGUGCGACGUCAUGUGGAUCAAUUAUUCAGUCGACAACAAAAAGAGAUACUGACUAAAGACUUUCAAGCGGCCCUGGGUGAACCUUGUGAUUCUGAUGUUGUGUCAAUGGAUGCUGAUAUUAAAAUGCCUGAAAUAACUCAGUACGGCGUCAACACUCAAAUCUUCAGAUAA